AUGCUAUUUUUAUGCCCUCUUUUGGGAUUUGCCAGUUGUCCUUUCGGAUUAUUUUCUGGAAUAGAUCUUCAAGGAACCUUGUCUGGUAUAAUGUUUAAUACUCCUUUUCUGUCUUUUCAGGUUUCUUCAUUGCCAGCAGCUACAGAACCUCCAAAACCCCAUCCUAAAAAAGCACCGGAGUUACCAAUCCUAGAGAGGAAAAACUGGUUGAUCUAUCUGCUGUAUGUUCGCAGAGACUACGAAGAGUGUAAGGCUGUCAUCAAAGAGCAGCUCCAGGAGUCUCAUGGGUUGUGCGAAUACGCAGUCUACGUUCAAGCUUUGAUAUUUCGCUUGGAGGGGAAAAUUCAAGAAUCUCUUGAACUUUUUCAGACAUGUUCCAUUCUGAACCCUCGAAGCGCUGACAACCUCAAGCAGGUGGCACGAUCGCUGUUUCUUUUGGGGAAGCACAAGGCAGCCAUUGAAGUAUACAAGGAAGCAGCUAAACUCGAUGAAAAGGACUGGGAGAUCAGCCACAACCUGGGUGUGUGCUACAUGUACCUGAAGCACUUCAACAAGGCACGAGAUCAGCUAAACAAUGCCCUGGAGCUCAACAGACAUGAUCUGACUUACAUGAUGCUGGGGAAAAUUCACCUACUGGAGGGGGAGACGGAUAAAGCCAUUGAAAUCUAUAAGAAAGCCGUAGAGUUUUCUCCAGAAAACACAGACCUCCUUACAACACUGGGGUUACUUUACUUGCAGCUUGGGGAUUACCAGAAGGCUUUUGAACACCUUGGAAACGCGCUUACUUACGACCCAGGCAACUACAAGGCUACCUUGGCAGCUGGCAGCAUGAUGCAGGCCCAUGGAGAUUUUGACGUUGCCCUCUCCAAAUACAGGGUGGUAGCCAGCACUGUGCCUGAAAGCCCCCCGCUGUGGAACAACAUUGGGAUGUGCUUCUUCGGGAAGAAGAAAUAUGUAGCAGCUAUCAGUUGCCUGAAGCGGGCAAACUACUUGGCUCCCUUUGACUGGAAGAUUUUGUACAAUUUGGGGUUAGUCCACCUCACGAUGCAGCAGUACGCGUCUGCUUUCCACUUCCUCAGUGCUGCCAUCAACUUCCAGCCCAAGAUGGGAGAGCUGUACAUGCUCCUUGCAGUUGCUCUGACAAACCUCGAAGACAUUGAGAAUGCAAAACGUUCCUAUGAGCAAGCUGUGGCACUGGACAAGUGCAACCCCCUCGUCAACCUGAACUACGCCGUCCUGCUGUAUAACCAGGGCGACAAGAAGGGAGCCCUCUGCCAGUACCAGGAGAUGGAGAAGAAGGUCAAUGCAGUGAAGGAGAGCAGUACUCUUGACUUUGACCCCGAGAUGGUGGAGGUUGCCCAGAAGAUGGGAGCUGCCCUGCAGGUGGGGGAGAGCCUGGUCUGGACUAAGCCUUCUAAAGAGUCUAAAUCCAAGCAGAGAGCUGCUCUGUCAGGGAAAUCCUCCAGCACUCAGCAGCCUUUGGGCUCUAACCAGGCCCUGGGUCAAGCCAUGUCCUCAGCUGCGGGGUAUGGGAAAACCAUGCAGCUUCCCCCAGGUGCUGGAGCAUCAGCUCCGCUUGCAAAGCCUCCCUCGCUGCCUCUGGAACCAGAAUCGGGCUCAGAAAUGAGCCCCGAGGAGACCUCGGCACCAACGGGGGCCGAGGAACAGAGGAAAGAAAAGCGCAAGAGCCGGCAGGCAGCGGACUAGGAUGGACUCCGGUCAGGACAGGCAGGUGCAGGAGCAUCUCCGGAGCUGCCUGCUGACUUGUGGGGAAAGGGACCUGCCCUCUCCCCCGACCCAUGGUGGCUUCACCCCACUGUCAGUUAGCCUAAAUGCAGCUGUUUUCUGUUAAUGAUUUUAGCACGUGGUCUCUACCUUGUCCCAAGGAGUCGUUGCAGCAAUCAGAAGAGGUUUCUGCGUAGCUACUGUUAGUGUGGUCACAGCUUACUACAAGAGACUGGAGGAUGGAGAUCUAUCUCUCCACGGGGUUGGCAGUCUUCAGUGUUUGGGUGUAAGUCCUCCAGAAGGAUGCUGAGGCAUCCAGUAUGUUUAGAAAAGCCAGCAGUAGUGAGUUAGCAUCCUGGACCCCGAAGAGGAUCAAACCCUUCCAGUGGCUGAACUUGUAAGCGGCUGAGGAAGCCCUACACCGGCUGUAGUAAGGUCAGUGGUAAUACGCUCAGAGAGGGGGUGAAGGUAGCACACCUCACCAGGGCAAGCGCAGAGCAGUAAGCCAGGCUCAGGACUAGCACAGCCUGGCUUACUGUGAAACAGGGGCUUGUCACUCCCCGUCUCACAAGGGCAAGACUUUGUAAAUGCUUUCUCAAGGCUGAAGAAAGGAAGCUGAAACAGCUGGGAGCUGGUAUUCCUGAGCAGGGCAAUGUCACGGUCACAGGGCACGAGAGGCGCUUCAAAGCCCACGCUUUCCAUAGCGGUGGCAGUCAGGAAACAAGGGGGAGCUGCACAGCAAAGGUGAGCCGGUUUGCCUUGAGGUGAUCGCUCCAUUAACACGCAGCCCGGUGGAGGGUGGAUGGCCGAAGCAGACCUGCUGUG
Molecule: messenger RNA, 2550 nt
Organism: Gymnogyps californianus (California condor)
Lineage: Eukaryota; Metazoa; Chordata; Aves; Accipitriformes; Cathartidae
Gene: BBS4
Product: Bardet-Biedl syndrome 4
Biological process (GO): protein localization to cilium; cilium assembly
Cellular component (GO): ciliary basal body
Molecular function (GO): protein binding
Source: RefSeq, a predicted model, not a curated record